AAUUUUCCACAAAAAAAAAAAUAAGCUUCCAUUGACACGAAGAAAUUAUUCUCGAGUUCUUUAAGAGAGUACACAUAAUUAAUAAUUAUUAUUUAUUGUACCAAAUUUUUUUUCUCUUCUGGAAAAAUGAUUUUUCAACUGUUGAUUUUAUUCCUUAACACCGGAAUAUUGGUACAUUCCCGAUUAGUGAGCAGACACCACAGUUUCGGAGAAAAUAAUACAGACUAUGAAACAAUGGAUAAAUGGACAAUGAACCACAAUAGACCAUUUAAUAAAUCCUCUAAUAUGUUGUACGGAUGGGAUGUAGAAAUUAAGACAGAUAAUGAGUGGGGUAAAUGUUUUGGUACAUUCAUCGCACCGCGAGUAUACAUCACUGAUCCUGUGUGUCUUGAAAGUCAUAAUAUUAUGGAUGAUACAGCUAGAAUUGUUAUCGGAAAAGAAUACGACGGUAAAAAAAUCAGAGAUGACAUAAAAGUCAAUGUCAAUGAAAUAUUCUACAGUGAAGACUUUAAUCAAUUGUUCAAUAAGAAUAAACGUAAAAUAGCAGUAGUUAUAACUGAUGAACCAGUUGGACCCGAACAAGAUAAAAAUGGAUACGUAAAAAUAAAUUCAAAUCUUGAUGAUAUUUAUACAGACAAGUGUUACGUACCACAAUAUAAUGGCCGGGAAACGACAUUUACUUACUGUGAUUUUGUAGUGUUCGAUAAUCGUUUCGGAAAUCCUACUAAUAUUUAUUGUUUUGGCUCCCAGGAUUUUCCGAGUUCCGGAAGUGGUUUAUUUUGUGCCUUGAAAACAAAUCUCAAAGUCGAUGUUUUAGUUGGAAUUAUAGCUGGUAAAAGCCAUGGCUAUAAAUUCUGGAGAAGCUCGAAUCUGUUCACGGCAGUUGUUGAAAAUAUUAGCGGACUAAAUGAAACUAUAAUGAGCAAUGUAGACGAUGAGUUAAAUUAUCUUACUUAUAUUCAGGGUCUUACGCUUGAAUAACCGCUGACAAAAUAACCGCGAUAAAAUAACUGACGACAAAAUAACCGAAUGACAAAAUUACCGUAUGACAAAAUAACCGACGACAAAACACACAAAAACCAUGAUAAAAGGGGGGUUAUUUUGUCAUUUGGUUAUUUUGUCAUUCGGUUAUUUUGUCGUCGGUUAUUUUGUCUUUGGUUGAACUGUUACGCAACCAUGUUAUUAAGAACAGUUCGAAAUGAAAAAUUCGUUUCUUUAAGAAAUUCGAAUAAUUCAAAAUAAUUACCUAAAAUAUCGAUGAAAUAAAAAUGAUUUAAAAUUGGUAAUUAAAUAAAUAAUCAAUUUAAAAAUAA
Microplitis mediator is the source of this 1313-nucleotide messenger RNA. RefSeq lists its product as uncharacterized. NCBI's taxonomy places the organism in Eukaryota, Metazoa, Arthropoda, Insecta, Hymenoptera, Braconidae. The coding region runs from base 127 to 981 and encodes 284 amino acids. The record is from RefSeq and is a predicted model, not a curated record. The transcript has 4 exons.